AUGAAGAGCAGCAACUUCUUCAAGACAUUCAAGUUGGAGGUGCUGAGUGGUGUUCGCGAGUUGCCACUUGGAUUUAGGACGAUGAUUGCUGAGGGUGUGCCAGCGACUCAUCCACCUCUGCCAAGAGCGAGGAUAGAGACAUUGCAUUCGCCAGUGGCGUUGUAUGCUCGCGAGUUUGCCAAGGCCUAUCCAGAGAUUGGCUACCUCGAGAUGGACGACCCAUCAGAGGAGGGCGGCGACUUAUACAACCCACGCAGCGAGUUGGUCUUGUCCAAGCGCGCACAAUACCUCGACUCGCGCACGCCUUACGACUCGACCGACAUGGUUGAGGAGGACGCCGAGUUCACCGAGGCCGAGAUGGAGCUCGAGAUGACACAGGACGCCUUCAACUUUGCCAACGCCAAGGUGUUGGCCAUGAAGAAGGGUCUGUCCGAGAAGCAGGCUCAUCAACAGGCGUUGCGCGACACCUUCAACGACCUUGAGCGUCGUGAGCUCGAGUUGGACAUCAUUCGCAAACAAGCCAAGGCAAUGGGCAUCCCAGCAUUCGACCCACAGCGUCAUCUUCAGUAUCUUGACAGUCUCUACAAGACUGUCGUCGAGCGUCGUGACGAGUUCAGAUACAUCAUCCAGAGAGACGAGUUGGAGGAGGCACUACAGCUCAAGAAGGAGUAUGGUGAGAACUCACCAUUGACAUUCGAUCAGGUGUCAAAGUUCUCGCCAGAGGAGUUUGAUCAGUUCAUUGCUGAGCAUCCAGAGUACAAAGAUCUGUUGGCACAGGAGAUUACAAUGAAUGACCCUAAGAAUGACCGCAAGGGCAAGAAGGGCAAGCAGGCCGUCGAGGAGAAGCCAGCACAGACGACUCCCAGACUGUUCACACCAAUGCGUGUCGGACCCAUCUCAAUGAGAGACAUGGAGGGCAAGGGCUUUGUCGAGAUCAUGAUGAUGAUGGGCGACAACUUUGACCAUCCCGUCGCCGAGAUCGUCGGCAACUCUGACGAGAACCUGGCCGCUGGCCUCAACAUGUUUGGCGAGAAGUACUCCGAGGAGUAUAUGGAAAAGGAGGACGAGGACGACUACGAGGAAUCAGAGCUCACAUUGUUCAGAAGAUUCCUGGUACUCCGUCAGUUGCUGAUGGGACUGACACCCGAGGAGUUGGCCGCGAUCAAGAAGGACACUGGAAUGGAGGACAUUGUGGAGGAGGUGGACAAGGUCGUCCUCGAAAGCCACGAAUGGCUGCUCGAGCACAUCUCCAUGGCCAACAGCGAUAACCCCUACUUUGCCACCGAGCUCCAGAACGAGAACGGCUACGCGCCCUCGGACUACAGUUUGCAGCCAGCCAACACAGACAACAUGGCCUUCUUCUCCCAGUACAUCAAGCAGAACAACCUGCUGCUGCCAAUCUUCACCGGUAAGGAGUACGAUGCGGCCCUCAGCGAGACGUUCACCCAGGUGGAGAAGAUUCGCAACGACAAUGCGGACGAGAUGGACAAGUGGCUCACCGUGGGCGGAGAGGAUGAGGAUGGCGAGACGUUCCAGGAUGAGGACGGCGUCACUGGCUCUUUCCUCGACCAGGAGGUCGACAACCUCAAGCUCAAGCUCAAGGAGCUCGACCAGGAGAAGUGGAACAACCUGGACAAGGCACAGUUCAUCGCCGAUAUCUUUGCCAAGAACAGAUCACCCUUCCACGACAUGUCCGUCAACGAGCAGGGCAUCCUCACCAAGACCGACGCUCAGGACGACAGGAGGGACAUAUUCGAGACCAGCUUUGUCAAGGAGCUGUGGGCUGACACAGAGAGCAUCGCCUAUCCAGUGGCUUGCUCGCGCGAGGCCAUCAACCAGCUGAGCCAAGAGAACCAGAUCUCUCCGGAGCUAGCCAAGUACUUCAACCUAGAGAUCAAGCAGCAGCCCAUCAGCGCCGAGCCACUGUCCAACCUCAACUUCUACCGCUCCGACCUGUCCAACAUUAACACGUUCCAGGAGCUGUCCCGUUUCCAGGACGUUCCAGAGCCAUCCACCGUCGCCAAGAUCGACAAGUCUAAGUUCAACGAGGUGUUUGAGCGCACUCUGGACCAAUCUCUCAGCUCAAUCUACGUAGAUCCACACUCUGCUAACCUGGAGAAGCAUCGUCUGUCCAACCAAGAGCUGGUCGGUGACUUGUACAGGGAGGCUACUGGCCAAAAGAUGGAGGAGGAGAGCGAGGAGAGUGCCGACACACUCGACGAGGAGUCAAGGAAUGUGCUCCUGAUGAUUCAGACCCAGGACAAACUGGCGUCUACCACAGAGAAGAUGGCACAACUCAGACGACUUUUUGCCCUGGAGGAGCACGACAAGAUCAAUGAGCUGAUGGAGGAGAAGAGAGCUCUGCUGGGCAACAACAAGACCAUGGAUGACUACCUCUCGCUGAGCGAUGCCGAGUUUGACAACAUCCAGAAGAAACUGAGCGACAUUGACUACAACAUCAAGCGACUGCAAGCACUGUCAACUCUCAAGGAGAAUAUGGCCGUUCGUUAUUCCAACAACUAUCGUCUGCAAAAGGCUAAGGCUGCCGACAGAAUGAGACAGCUGCAAGAGAUUCAAGCCGGUCUCGAGAAGCGUCUGGCGAGAAUCGAGGAGGCCAUCCCAUCGAUCAGAGAGAUGAAGAAGAAUGGCACCUACAACAAGGCCGCCGAGAGAGCCGAGAAGCUGUACGAGGGUAUUGCCGCCGUCCAGGAGAACAACAAGCGCAAGGAGAUUCUGCAGAGCUACGAGUUGCCAGUGCCAAGCCCCGUGGUGCAAGGCAUCUGGCCCACGGUGGACGCCGCCACCAAGCGAAGAAUCCUCGCACAGUACAAGGAGCAGAAGCGUCAGGCAGCCGCUGCCGCCACCAAGGAGUCAGACAACCAAGUUUGGAACAACCUGGAGGUCCAGCCACCAACCACCCCAGCGCCCAAGGACUACAACUUCAAGAAGGGUGACAACUUGAAGCAAUACUUUACCAGCAAUUGA
Messenger RNA from Acytostelium subglobosum LB1, 2985 nucleotides. RefSeq lists its product as hypothetical. The coding region runs from base 1 to 2985 and encodes 994 amino acids. The record is from RefSeq and is a predicted model, not a curated record. The transcript has 2 exons. NCBI's taxonomy places the organism in Eukaryota, Evosea, Eumycetozoa, Acytosteliales, Acytosteliaceae.